Molecule: messenger RNA, 3669 nt
Organism: Mercurialis annua (annual mercury)
Lineage: Eukaryota; Viridiplantae; Streptophyta; Magnoliopsida; Malpighiales; Euphorbiaceae
Exons: 9
Coding region: 1-3669 (1222 amino acids)
Molecular function (GO): nucleic acid binding; RNA-DNA hybrid ribonuclease activity
Source: RefSeq, a predicted model, not a curated record
AUGGAGACCCUUCGUUGUUGUCGGCGGGUUAGGUUGUGGAUCGACUAUGCUGGCGAUGGUGGUGAAGAUGAUGAAGGAGGAAGAAGAGCAAGUGAUACUAACACUGCAUAUUUUCAUGCAUGUUCGAGGCAACGGUCGAUUAAUAAUCGUUUAAAAGGAAUAGAAGAUGAGAAUGGUAUAUGGACCUCUGAUCCACAACAAAUGCAGAAAGUAAUUGAAAAUUAUUUUAUAUCCAUUUUUUCAUCUUGUUCUCCAUCACAAUUCCAUACAGUAACAAAUGGUCUUCGUUGUCGGGUGACUUCUACUAUGAAUUCUGUUCUCAUAUCAAAUGUGACAGAUUUGGAAAUUAAGAAAGCGGUUUUUGAUAUCAACCCGACAGGUUCACCAGGAGAUGAUGGUAUGACUGCACAAUUUUUUCAGACAUAUUGGGAUUUAAUUAAGAAGGAUAUAAUAUUAAAUGUCCGUGACUUCUUCAGGUCUGGAAAACUUUUGGGCAAUUUUAACCAGACACGUAUUGUUUUAAUUCCAAAAAUUCAAAACGUGCGUACUGUUAAAGACUUAAGGCCAAUAAGCUUGUGUACGGUCUUUUAUAAAAUUAUCUCAAAAGUGAUGACUUCAAGGCUUCAACAAGUUAUGCCACAUAUUAUCAGUUCGGCACAAAGUGCCUUUAUUCAAGAACGUCUCAUUUCUGAUAAUAUUUUGAUAGCUCAUGAAUUGAUCCACUACAUGAAGAACAAGAGAUCAGGAGAUAAACAAUUCAUGGCUAUUAAACUUGAUUUAAGUAAAGCAUAUGAUCGGGUUGAAUGGAUGUUUUUGGAACAUAUGAUGACUGUUCUGGGUUUCCACCCACUUUGGAUCUCUUGGAUUAUGGAGUGUGUGUCAACUGUUACCUAUACAGUUAUGGUAAAUGGAGAGCCUACCCAUGUUAUUAACCCUACCCGUGGUAUUAGGCAGGGUGAUCCAUUGUCUCCUUUCUUAUUCUUAAUUGUUGCAGAAGGCUUCUCCUACCUUUUAGACAAAGAAAAUGAACAUCAGAGUCUAUUGGGCAUCAAAAUUGGGAGAUAUUGUCCUACAGUUACUCAUCUUUUGUUUGCAGAUGAUUCAAUUCUCUUUUCACAAGCAACGGUGGAUGAAUGUGAUAAGAUCCUCACUUUGCUAGAAUGUUAUUGUCAUGCCAGUGGACAACAGAUAAAUUUGGAUAAAUCUUGUGUCAUGUUCAGUAUAAAUACACCUCAGUGGCUACGACCUUACCUAGCUCAAAUAUUGGGAAUUUCCAACAUAGGAGCACAAGACCGAUACCUUGGCCUUCCAGCUGUGAUAAAUAGGUCGAAAACAGAAACGUUUGCUGAAAUUAAAUUAAGAGUUUCAUCACGUCUUUUUGGCUGGAAAGAAAAAUUCCUAUCCCCGGGUGGUAAGGAAGUUUUAAUCAAAUCAGUUAUACAAUCCCUUCCGGUAUUUCUUAUGUCGUGUUUUAAGCUUCCUAAGAGUUUAUGUGACGAGUUGAACGGCAUGAUGGCACGCUUUUGGUGGAACCAACAUCAUUCUGAAUCUGGCAUUCAUUGGGUUAGUUGGCGUAAUUUAUGUGCUUCUAAACAAGAUGGAGGAUUAGGUUUUCGUGAUAUGGAAUCAUUUAAUUUAGCUCUUUUGGCUAAACAAGGAUGGCGGUUGAGUCAACCUUCUGAUGGGUUAUUUUAUAAGAUUUUUAAGGGGAAGUAUUUUCCACAUUGUUCCUUUUUGGAAGCCCGUAAACCGUAUAAGUCUAGUUGGGCAUGGCAAGGUUUUCUUAAAGGAAGAGAGGUGUUACUUAGAGGUAUACGUUGGCAAGUCGGAAAUGGUUCUAUGAUCAACUGUUUGAAGGAUCCAUGGCUCCCAACUACUUUUCCAUUCAUGGCUAAUCCCAGGUCAGAUGUCUUGUUUAAUAUUUCUCAAGUAAGUGAGCUUAUACUACCCAAUCCGCCCCAUUGGAAUUUUACCUUACUCUCCCAAUUAUUUCAAGACUCUGAUGUUCAAGUUAUUAUGUCUCUUCCUUUGAGUAUUGACCCAUCUCUGAAUGAUAAAUUAAUAUGGUCCUUUACUAAAAAUGGUCGUUAUUCGGUCAAAUCAGGGUACCAUAUAGCCUCUCAACUAUUGUUAUCUACUAGUGUGAAUGGUCAUAGUUCUACCACUAAUCUCUCGUCUAUUGCUGAAAAUUUUUGGUCCCGUGUUUGGGGUCUUAAAGUCCCCCCGAAAAUUCGCAUCUUUAUAUGGAAAUUAUUGUUAAACAGAAUUCCAGUGGGUAUGAAUCUUCAAGUUCGAUGUCCUUCAAUUCCCUCGACUUGUCGUAUCUGUGGUCUAUUUGAAGAAUCAGUUGAACAUCUUUUUUAUUCAUGUUUUUUGGCAAAAAGUAUAUGGUUCCAUUCUGAGUUAAUGUUGCGUUCAGAUUGCUUUGGUCAAAUUCCAUUUAAUGUCUGGUGGGUAAAAGUUUUUGACGGUCUUACCACUCCUUUUCAACGUAAUUUGAUGGCAGUAAUUUGUUGGAGAAUCUGGAUUGCAAGAAAUGAUAAGUGUUUUAACAAUUCCGAAUGGACAGUCUCAGAAGUGAAUUCCAGAGCAUUGGCACAAUUACAUGAAUUUUCAUCUGCUCAUGUGCUGAAUAAUCAAGGUUCGGCUAUAGUUAACGGAUCAACUCGACAGGUUCAGCGGUGGAGGCCUCCACCGCCGGGAAUGAUCAAAAUAAAUUUUGAUGCGGCCUUAAGUAUUAGUAACCGUAUUGCAGCUGUUGGUUUGGUUUGUUCAAAUUCUUCAGGGUACAUCACUUAUUCUUGCUCUCAUCGUUUUCCAGGAAUAGUAUCUCCUGAAAUUGCGGAGGCACUGGGGAUGCGGCAUGCCAUUAUGAUUGCUUCUGAACUUGGUCUAAGGAAUAUUAUUAUUGAAGGUGAUUGCUUAAAUGUGAUCUCUGCAGCUCAAGGCAAGAAGGAUAUUCCGUCAACAAUAGAAGUCAUAAUCUUUGAUACCGUUCGCUUAUCAUCGUCGUUCAUAUCUUGCGACUUUGCUUAUGUUAAGCGAAUGUGUAAUUGGAUGGCCCAUGAAUCUCGCCGGCGCUCCACUUCCACUGUCGCUGCUCUAAUCCUGCUGCUCGUAUCCCUCCGCUCCUCAUUUCCCUCCGCUGCUUCAGUCUCGCCGGCGCUCUACUUCCAUCGCCGCUUCUCUAAUCCUGCUGCUCGUGUCCCUCCACUUCUUCAGUCUCGCCGGCGCCCCACUUACACCGCCGCUGCUCUUUCUCAGGUAAGGAAGUGCCUAUAUGUUGAUUCUUUUACUCAGAUUUCCUUAUCUUGUUGGUUUGUGACUGAUGGAGAAAUUUUAUUGAAAAUUGGCUUUGGAAUCUUUGUUUCUCAAGCUGUUAUCUCUUUGUUCACUUUUAUCAUAAUUGAUGUUAUUUGUAUGCAUAGUGUCGUUGUAUGCAUAAUGUGUGAAGCAAAUAGAACGACAGGUUACAGAGGGGAACUGACCAAGAACUGGCCUCCCUCUACUGGAGCCAAUUUCAAUAUAAAGAGCAGUAAAAGUGAAGCAGCUGCUGACAAAGUUCUUGGUAUUGAAAGUGAUAGUCUUGCUGCAUUCGCGGAUAAUCAUAGUGUUCUUGGUAUUGAAAGUGAUAGUCUUGCUGCAUUCGCGGAUAAUCAUAGUGUUUGA